UCGUUGUUCACUUAGUCGACAGCCCAGAUGCUUCCGCAGUAUAAUGACCUUGACAUUGUACUUUCUGACGAGUUCCUCAUCCCAUCAAAUAGAGAUAUCGGGGCUAAAAUUGUUCCAGAAGAAAUUGCUGACCAGAGAUGCACUUAUCUUUGCGGAAAUUCUCUUGGUCCUUUAACCAAACGGUCCAAGGCUCUCCUGCAGGAGGAGCUACAUGUUUGGGGGACACGAGCCGUCGAAGGACACUUUGCGCACCCUUAUGGCCGCGAGUGGAUGAAUAUUGCCGAUACGGUUACCCCAUUACUCGCUGAAUUGGUGGGUGCCUCGGAGAAGGAGGUAGCUUGCAUGGGCACUCUGACUGCGAACCUGCAUCUGAUGAUGGCCGCAUUUUACAAACCUACUACUCAACGUUUCAAGAUUCUAUGUGAAGGCAGAGCUUUUCCCUCGGACCAGUACGCAUUUGCUUCCCAGGCUCGUCUGCACGGGUAUGACCCGAACGAAGCGAUCAUUGAAAUGUGCCCUCGGGAAGGCGAGUUUACACUACGCGAGUCCGACAUACUGGACUUUAUCGCCAAAGAAGGUCCCUCGAUUUCUCUUGUGAUUUUCAGUGGCGUGCAGUAUUACACUGGUCAAUGGUUUCCCAUGGAGGCUAUCACCACUGCAGCCAAGGCACAGGGGUGUAUUUGCGGCUGGGACCUCGCUCAUGCUAUCGGAAAUGUUCCCAUGGCGCUUCACGACUGGGGUGCCGAUUUUGCUGUAUGGUGCUCAUACAAAUAUCUGAACUCAGGCCCCGGCGGAAUUGGCGGGCUUUUUGUGCACAAAAAAUGGGAAAACAGCCUAUUGCCCCAGUAUGCAGGGUGGUGGGGGCACGAUCCAGCCACCAGAUUUGCCAUGCCUCCUCGGUUUUCAGCUAUCCCUGGCGCACAAGGAUUUCCAACAAUCCAAUCCCUCGGUUCUUUGCAGAUCUUCAAGGAAGUCGGCAUGAUGACUCCCCUACGCAAGCGAUCGCUUCAGUUGACUUCCGAGCUGGAGGCGAGACUCGUUAAGUCAAGGUUUUAUGUCCCCGAUGGAACGAACAACAAGGAUGACACUGCCCAACAGGACAAACCCGGAUUCACCAUCAUCACACCCCGUGAUCCCGAGUCCCGAGGUUCACAGUUAUCGCUUCUAUUUCUGCCACCUAAUUCAGACGUGAUGAACACGGUUUUUAAUGCAUUGUCUGCAACGGGCGUUGUCGGAGACGAGAGAAAACCCAACGUGAUUCGCUUAACACCCGCACCGCUGUACAAUACAUUAGGUGACUGCGAGAGAGCUGCCUCGUGCCUUGAAGACGCAUUCGAAGGUUUGACGAAAGUAACCAUAUUGUAA
Molecule: messenger RNA, 1365 nt
Organism: Suillus paluster
Lineage: Eukaryota; Fungi; Basidiomycota; Agaricomycetes; Boletales; Suillaceae
Product: pyridoxal phosphate-dependent transferase
Exons: 9
Coding region: 28-1365 (445 amino acids)
Biological process (GO): NAD+ biosynthetic process
Cellular component (GO): cytoplasm
Molecular function (GO): pyridoxal phosphate binding; kynureninase activity
Source: RefSeq, a predicted model, not a curated record